Molecule: messenger RNA, 1651 nt
Organism: Lycium barbarum (goji berry)
Lineage: Eukaryota; Viridiplantae; Streptophyta; Magnoliopsida; Solanales; Solanaceae
Product: polyadenylate-binding protein RBP45-like
Exons: 7
Coding region: 74-1267 (397 amino acids)
Cellular component (GO): cytosol
Molecular function (GO): mRNA binding
Source: RefSeq, a predicted model, not a curated record
AUAAAUAUAUCCCAAAGUAAUAAAAGCCACGCAAACACAUAUUAUACUUUCUCAAACCAAACCCUAGAAUUCAAUGGCGGCUCCACCACAACAACAACAACAACAACAAUGGAUGGCGGCUCAGCAGCAGCAGCAACAACAACCAGGAUCAUAUCAAUUUGCGCCGCCGCCACAACAAUCGGCUGCGUAUUAUUAUCAGCAACCUCAGCAACAGCAAACUCAGUACGGCGCCGCGGCGGCUCAGCCGGCUAGUGCGGAUGAGAUUAAGAGUUUGUGGAUCGGAGAUCUACAGUUUUGGAUGGAUGAACAAUACAUUCAAAGCUGCUUCGCUCAUACUGGAGAGGUGAUCUCUGCUAAAGUUAUCCGUAACAAGCAAACUGGACAAUCUGAGGGUUAUGGAUUUAUUGAGUUUGUUAGUCAUGCAGCUGCAGAAAAGACCCUACAAACAUAUAAUGGAUCCAUGAUGCCUAAUAGUGAGCAACCCUUUAGACUCAACUGGGCAUCACUCGGUUCGGGUGAAAAACGUUUAGAUAAUGGUCCUGAAUACACAAUUUUUGUUGGAGACUUGGCAGCUGAUGUCACUGACUAUAUGCUUCAAGAGACAUUCAGGGCAAACUACCCCUCAGUCAAGGGUGCCAAGGUUGUGACCGAUAGGGUCACUGGGCGCACAAAGGGUUAUGGGUUUGUUAAAUUUGCGGAUGAAAGCGAGCAAAUGCAUGCUAUGACUGAGAUGAAUGGGAAGUUCUGCUCCACUAGGCCAAUGCGAAUAGGUCCUGCAGCUAACAAGAAGAGCUUAACUGGUGGUCAGGUGCAAGCUUCAUAUCAAAGUACCAAUGGAACUCAAAAUGAGGAUGACCCUACUAAUACAACUAUAUUUGUUGGGAAUUUGGAUGCCAAUGUUACGGAUGACCAUCUAAGGCAGGUUUUUGGACAUUAUGGACAGUUGCUUCAUGUGAAAAUACCAGUAGGCAAACGAUGUGGCUUUGUUCAGUUUGCUGAUAGGAGUUGUGCUGAGGAAGCUCUAAGAUCAUUGACUGGAACUCAGCUAGGUGGACAAAGUAUCCGCCUUUCAUGGGGUCGUAGUCCUUCCAACAAGCAGCAGCCUCAGGCUGACCCAAGCCAGUAUGGUGGUUAUUAUGGGUAUACAGCUGGAUAUGAUGCCGCCGCUGCCUAUGGUUAUGCUCAACCUGCUCAGGAUCCUAAUAUGUAUUACGCGGGUUAUGCUGGCUAUGGAAAUUACCCUCCACAGCAGCAGCAACCACAGUGAUCUGCCGAUUGAAGGAGCUGCCUAUAGCUUCCUAGCACAGUAAUGGGACGACGUACAAAAGGGGGAAGGACAUCGUUUUUGAAGUUUGCAUCAGAUUUAGUAUAAGAUUGCUACUGUAGGCUGGUUCUUGAAGAUUAGUAUUUAUGGUGGUUGUCAACCAGUCACUUACGUUUCGUUAGUUCUUUUCUGCUAUUUCUAUUUGGUUCUUUAUUUUUCUUUUUUGCUUGAUCUUUUGUGGUUUUUGCCCAUUUAUGUUUAUCCAACUUGGUAUUUGGAUAUUUGUUUUGGUUGCCUUAUAUGGCACAAGGUUAUAACUUAUACGUAAGGGGUAAACAUACAUUGUAACCUGCGAUAAUUUAUGUUUCAGUUCAUGUUUCUAAAUAA